AUGUUUGUUGGGGUGAAGCUCAAACUGAAGUUGGGUGAAGAUGAUAAGAAGGUUGAGGUCACCCUUGGCCGAGUUCUUUCACGCCAGCCUGGGAUCGUCGGUCGGAAUACUUGCGUUGUCGAGGCGACAUCGGAGCACGAUGAGUGGAAGGGUAAAGAACUGGUCGUCAAGGUCAGUUGGCCUGCUACCAGUCGAAAAUCGGAGACAGAGUUUGUCAUUACAGCCAGAGAGAAGGCGCGAUCCAUGCCGGAAGGGAAAAGGCCAGACUGGGCCUUAGACCAUUUGCCCGACAUUCUCCUUUCUCAAGACUUUGAUCAUGGCGCGGAUUCUACUCAGGCGAAUCUCGUGGCCUUCUUUGCAAAAGCUAUGUUCGCAGAGGCGGAAAAGUUCGAAUAUGAAAAACGCGUCUGUCGAAUUACAGUCCAGGAGAGGCUGUACCCUCUGGAAGAACUGCAGACGGUUCAAGAGUAUGCUCAGAUCUUUUUUGAUAUUUUGCAGAUUCACAAAUGGCUGUAUGAUCACCCAGGAAUCCUCCACCGUGAUAUCAGUCCCGGGAAUAUCAUGUGGCGCCGCACUGUCGACGGUCAUUUACGUGGGGUCCUCAAUGACUUUGACUUGUCCGCCUACCGACAUGAGACUGGCCCUUCAUCGCGUCAGCGCACCGGUACUCUACCCUACAUGGCGUUCGAACUCCUCAACAAUGACAACAAUGGUCAUCCACCGAAGCACCUCUAUCGACACGAUGUAGAGUCCAUCUUCUACGUCAUUCUCCUCCUCUGUUGUCGUUACGAGGUUGUGGCUACACAAGACCUUGAUGGACGCCCGAUCCUGGAACGCACGCAUGUCCCUUCCCCAUUCGACAGCUGGUAUAAACUUGAUCGUGAUGGUUUGAAAGAGAAGAAGUGCUAUUUCAUUACGACACGUGGCUCUCCGAAAGUGAAUAGUGGCUUAACUGACUUUCAGCCCUGGUUAAGCUGCCUUCACCGGCAAUUCAGGCUAGGAUUCGCUUCCCAACAGCUUGCACAAGAGGAGACGGAACUCAUCGAUGGUGACACACUACAAGGGCGGGUUUCUUACUCAGUGAUCCUUGACAUUUGUCGCCAGUUCGCUGGUACGGCCCUAGUAGUACACAACGACCAGCCUGAAGAGGUUGCCUAUGCGGGAUAG
This is a messenger RNA of Guyanagaster necrorhizus, 1167 nucleotides long. RefSeq lists its product as uncharacterized. Gene Ontology annotation, biological process: protein phosphorylation. The transcript has 2 exons. Bases 1 to 1167 code for a protein of 388 amino acids. Lineage: Eukaryota; Fungi; Basidiomycota; Agaricomycetes; Agaricales; Physalacriaceae. The record is from RefSeq and is a predicted model, not a curated record. Gene Ontology annotation, molecular function: ATP binding; protein kinase activity.